AUGGGAAAUUGUCAUUUUAAGUCUGAAUUUGAGACGGAAAACGUCACUGCACUAACCAAAGCAAAUUUUACAUAUUAGUAUUGUGUUGGAAAAGGAGGUUUCGGCAAAGUAUGGAAAGUCGAGAGGAAGAAAUCAAAGUAAUAAUAUGCGAUGAAAGAGAUGUCUAAGGCUAGAAUUAUUACAAAGCGAAGCAUUAAGUCUGUAAUGAACGAAAGAUAAAUUCUCACUUAGCUUCACAAUCCUUUUAUCGUCAAUAUGUACUAUGCAUUCUAAGAUAGAGAAAAUUUGUAUUUGGUUAUGGAUAUUCUAAAUGGAGGAGAUUUGAGGUAUCAUAUAUGCAAGUAUAGAAAGUUUUCUGAGGAGUAAACAAGAUUUAUGAUUGCAUGCUUAGUAGCUGGACUAGAGUAUGUCCACAAUAAAAAUAUCAUACAUAGAGAUAUAAAACCAGAGAAUUUGGUCCUUGAUGAUCAAGACUUUGGGAUUGCAAGAGUCUGGAGGCCAGAAAACGCUUAAGAUACAUCUGGAACUCCAGGCUAUAUGGGUAAUAAAUUAUAUUAAUAUAUUGAAAAUUUAGCUCCAGAAGUAAUGUGCAGACAAAAUCAUGGAGUAGCUGUUGAUUAUUUUGCCGUUGGAGUCAUGGCAUUUGAAUGCAUGUUUGGAAGGAGACCAUAUGUUGGAAAAACAAGAAAAGAAAUAAGAGAUCAUAUCUUAUCAAAGCAAGUUUAGAUAAAAAGAAAUGAAAUCCCUAGAGGAUGGUCUUUGGAAGCAGCAGAUUUCAUAAAUAAAACCAUACAAAGAAAACCUAAUAAUAGAUUAGGAUUAAAUGGUCCAAACGAAAUUAAAAAUCACCCCUGGCUAAAGGACUUCCCUUGGUAGGAUCUCUGGGACAGAAAAAUCAAGCCACCCUUUGUUCCACCUAAAGAGGACAAUUUCGAUUAAAAAAAUAUAAAUGAAGAUUGGAAAGAUCAAGAAGAGGAGUAAUUUAAACAGAGUGUAUUAAUGCUAAGAAGAAACUCAGUCCAAGCUCUCUUUAAUGGAUACUAUUACGAUUAUCAAUUAGCAGCAUUAAGCUAGAACUAAAUGUACUUGAACACUUAAGAGUAGUAAUUCAUAUAAAAAGGAGGCAGAGCCCCAAUUCCUGCUCCUAUGAUCUAGGUUGCAAGAUAGGAAUAUAAUACUGCUAAAGUAAAUGAAAACCUAGAAGAAACAUCAUCAUUUAAUUAAUCAUAAGGGCCAUCCUUCUAUAAUAGAAAAGCUUCUCAAACAGUCAACAUAAGCUAGCAAUAAUAAAUUCAAUAAUAAUUUUCAUAGACUCAACAGAUUAGACUACAUCAUUCAAAUACAUCUUAAGGCAUUCCUCCAUCAAAAAUGAAAAGACCAUCUUCAAGAUCUGGGACUGCAAGCACAAAAAACAGCACAAUAUCUUAAGGUAACACAGCCCCAUAGAACUUCUAGCAAUUAAUGAGAAAAUCUACUGCUUCAUCAUAAGUAAAAUAAUCUUCAUAAUAAGAAGCAGCUCCAGCAAGACAAUCAAAUAGUAAACUAUUUUCUUCGACAAUAAAGCGUAUCUGA
Molecule: messenger RNA, 1572 nt
Organism: Stylonychia lemnae
Lineage: Eukaryota; Ciliophora; Spirotrichea; Sporadotrichida; Oxytrichidae
Source: the annotation of a GenBank genome assembly